UUUCGAGUUUUACAACCGACCAAUUGCUAUUUAUUGUACUGGUGAAGCGUAAGAAGCUAUUGGAGCUCAUGCACGCAAUGAAAAAUGGUGGUGGAGAGAUAGAAUAGAAAGCAUGGCGGGGGUUUCAUGAAGAUGCACUGUACGUGUGUCAGUGUCUCACCGACAAAAUAACUGUUCUUUCCAGCUUUAACAAAACUAUGAUCCGUUAUGGCUUGGUUGUUUUCAGUGAAAACUCAUUAAAUCAUUAAAAUUUCACGUGGCAAAAUCCAAAUGUUCUUUUUAUUAUAUUUAUUAUGGAUUUAAGGAAUAGAAAAGGUAAAAACCAUGAUAAUAAUAAACAAAUUAAUCAAGAUAGAGCAAAUUUUGAAAGUCUGAAUUCUACACAAAUGAAUAGUCAACAAAUUCCACAAGAUGAGAACAGUGAUCAGUUAGACACGACAACUGAAACACGUAAAUCAUGGCAUGAAAUUCUUAUUCCUCCAAAAAGAAUUGUUAUUAGUUUAGAAUUUGAUGUCGUGGCUGUUAUUUUAUUAAUUUUUGGAGUUUUAACAAGACUUUAUAGGUUAGAAGAACCAAAGAGUAUUGUUUUCGAUGAACUCCACUAUGGGAAAUAUGUUGGACUAUACAUGAAGAAUACAUUCUUUUUUGAUUCUCAUCCACCUUUAGGCAAACAGUUGGUAGCGGCUGCUGCUUAUCUUGCCGGAUUUGAUGGAGAAUUUAAAUUUGAUAGAAUAGGAAGUCCUUAUAUGGAUUCUGUACCUUUGUUUGCACUUAGAAUCAUUCCAGCAUUAUUUGGAAGCUUCAUUUUACCAACAGCUUAUCAUUUAGCUCUAGAAAUAGGAUUAAAACCAUGGAGUGCAGCAAUUGCUGGCUUAAUGUUACUUUUCGACAAUGCUUUAUUAACUCAAUCACGUUUUAUUUUAAUGGAAAGUAUUUUGAUAGAAUUUUCACUAUUUGGAUUACUCUGUAUCAUGAAAUUUAGAAAAAUUAUGGAUAACCCACAAUCAAUAGCAUGGUGGAUCUGGCUAACUGCUGGAAUAACUAGUUUAACUUGUGCUCUUUGUGUAAAAUAUGUUGGUUUUUAUUCACUAUUUUUGGCUCUCUUUAUUAUAAGUCGUGAUUAUUGGAGUCUUCUUGCCAGAAAAGCCCUGUCCAAUGUUGUCUUAUGGAGCCAUUUAAUUGCUAGACUGUUAGUUAUCACAUUGUCAUUUAGUUUUAUCUAUCUUGGAGUCUUCUAUGUUCAUCUAUCCAUCUUGACAAAAGCUGGACCUCACGAUGCAGUUAUGACUAGUGCUUUCCAAGCCAGUUUAGAAGGCGGCCUUGCCAGUAUCACCAAAGGACAACCUAUGGAAGUAACACAUGGAUCACAAAUCACUUUAAGACAUACAUUUGGUCGAGCUUGUUGGCUUCAUAGUCAUAACCAUCUAUACCCAUUAAGAUAUCCUGAUGGAAGAGGUAGUUCUCAUCAACAACAAGUAACUUGUUACUCUUUCAAAGACGUCAACAAUUGGUGGAUUAUAAAAAGACCUGACAUCAAUGACCUGGUCGUCACUAGACCUAUUGUUCCACUUAAACAUGGUGAUGUUAUACAAUUAGUUCAUGGAAUUACUAGCAGAGCCUUAAAUUCCCAUGAUGUAGCAGCUCCAAUGACUCCCCAGAGUCAAGAAAUCUCGUGCUAUAUUGAUUACAACGUUUCCAUGCCUACUCAAAAUCUAUGGAGAGUAGAGAUAGUCAAUCGAGAUCAACUUGGAGAUGUUUGGUAUGCGAUUCAGAGUCAAGUACGAUUGAUUCAUGUUGGUACAGAAUAUGCAUUAAAAUUCAGUGGAAGACAAUUACCUGAAUGGGGCUUCAAUCAGCAUGAAGUGGUUGCUGAUAAAAUAGUUGAACAAGCUGAUGCUGUUUGGAAUGUUGAAGAACAUCGCUAUACCAAAAGUGAAGAUCAAAAACAAAGAGAACGUGAAUUAAUUAACGCAGAAAUGAUACCUUUGAAAGCAACUCAUUUAACAUUUUGGCAAAAAUUCAUAGAACUUCAACUGAAAAUGUUGUUUGGCGGUCAGGAAAGUCAAAAUAGUCAUAUGUAUUCUAGUAGUCCAAUAGAAUGGCCUUUAAUGACCCGAGGAAUAGCUUAUUGGGUUGCUAAUGAUAGUAAUGCUCAAGUUCAUCUUUUAGGAAAUAUUGUCGUGUGGUACUCUGGAACAAUGUCAGUUUUCAUUUACUCCAUGCUUCUAGUAAUUUAUUUAAUGAGAAGAAGAAGACGUUGCUUUGAUAUCCCUGAAACUGAAUGGAAUAGAUUUACUGUCGUGGGAGAAGUUCUCCUAGCUGGUUAUGCUCUUCAUUAUCUUCCUUUCAUCUUCGUAGAACGAACAUUAUUCUUGCAUCAUUACAUGCCUGCUUUAAUUUUCAAGAUAUUACUCUGUGCUGCAACAAUCGAUCACUUAUAUUAUUUAAUCAAUACGUAUUGUCAAUGGAAUUUUGUGAUUUCGUUAGUAAGACUGAGUAUAAUAUUGUGGGUGGCAUUAAUCUUUUAUAUUUUCCGCAAGUUCAUUGUUCUAAGUUACGGAAUGACUCCAUUAACUGCUAAAGAUUUAAUGAAAUUAAGAUGGAGUGAAACUUGGGAUUUUAUAGUACACAAGCACUGAGGGUAAGUCUGAGUAAGAGUAAUUAAAUGAAUGAGAUGGUCGUUUAAUGAUUAUAUAUUAAUAAACACAUAGAAUUAUUUUGAGAUCGAUAUUUUUGUAAUAUUUUUUAUACAUUUGUCUGUUACAAUUCUAUUCAUAAAAGGAAAUACAUAUCAUAUAGCAAUAAUUGUAUUGUUUUAAUUGUGCACUAUACUUAAUUAGUUAAUCAAUUAAUAAUUAUACAUUACUCAUAAAAUUUUACAAUUAUUGCCGUAAAUUAUGU
Molecule: messenger RNA, 2901 nt
Organism: Chelonus insularis
Lineage: Eukaryota; Metazoa; Arthropoda; Insecta; Hymenoptera; Braconidae
Gene: rt
Product: Protein O-mannosyltransferase rt
Exons: 5
Coding region: 294-2639 (781 amino acids)
Biological process (GO): protein O-linked glycosylation via mannose
Cellular component (GO): membrane; endoplasmic reticulum
Molecular function (GO): dolichyl-phosphate-mannose-protein mannosyltransferase activity
Source: RefSeq, a predicted model, not a curated record